Molecule: messenger RNA, 1095 nt
Organism: Adineta steineri
Lineage: Eukaryota; Metazoa; Rotifera; Eurotatoria; Adinetida; Adinetidae
Source: the annotation of a GenBank genome assembly
AUGAAUCCUGGUUGUGAUUUACCCCAAUGUAAAACUCCUGAUCAACCAGCUAUAUUUUAUGCCAAUCAUUAUGUGGGUGAUGAUACAAUUCAUAUUUUAUAUUCAUCGUUAGAUGAAUUAACAAUUAGUAUUAUUCAAACAAAAAAAGGUUAUGGUCCACAUAUAAAUUAUACUGCUUUAUUCAAUAGAAAUUAUCGUGAUUCAAUUUCAUUUGGUGAUACAACACCAAUAAAUUCAUUAUCAUUAAUUCUUCGACGUUUACUUAGAUUUAAUGAUAUAAAUGAUACAGGUUAUUUAAAUCCAAAUGAUACUACUAUUCAAUCAUAUUGGUUAAAUGAUUUAAGUACAAACAUUACUUAUCGAGAUAAUAAUACAGAUCAACCAUCAUUUCAAUUACUAUUAAAAGAAAAAGAUAUCAAUGGUCUUUUAACUAUUGAUAUAAAUUAUCCAGGUGAAUCAAUACGUGAUACAAAAUUUCCAAAAUUACGUUCAACACCUAAAAGUUAUUUUCUUAAUAUAGCUUUAAAAGCUGAUAAUUAUACAUCACCAAAAACACGAUUUGCUAUGGAAUAUUAUAUAAUACAAUUAGGUGUUGAAGGUACACAACUAUCUACAUCAAAAUAUAUCGAUGAUCAAUAUACUCCAGGUAUAUUUAAUGUAUGGCGAGUAGAAUCGCUUAGUCCAAUAUAUUUAUCAUCGAUGUUAUGGAAACCUGUUGUAUAUCAAAGUGAUGAUCGAUCUAUUGAAAAAAAUACUUUAAUGAAUGUAUAUAAUUUAAGUAAUAAGAUUAAUUUACAACCAUUAGUUGAUCAAGGAAUUUUCAUUGCACUUUAUAAAAAACCAUAUGUAUCUGGAUUUAAUGUUUCAUUUGGUCGAGCAAAUGAUGGUUUUUUUACUAAAUCGAAUUAUACAUUCAUUCAAUUUACAGCUGGUUUAGAAAUACUUCAAACGGAUUCAAUAAAACAAUUUGUUACACUUGCACUUUUAUUGAGUCUUGCUAUACCAUGUUUAGUUGCAGUCAUAGCAUUUAUAUUUAUUAUGAAACGUCGAUGUACAAGACAAAAUACAACUAGCUAUGAUAUUAUUGAUGAUUAA